This is a messenger RNA of Nerophis ophidion (straightnose pipefish), 927 nucleotides long. It is a transcript of the gene sec11a, whose product is annotated as SEC11 homolog A, signal peptidase complex subunit. Gene Ontology annotation, molecular function: serine-type endopeptidase activity. The record is from RefSeq and is a predicted model, not a curated record. Bases 127 to 666 code for a protein of 179 amino acids. The transcript has 6 exons. Lineage: Eukaryota; Metazoa; Chordata; Actinopteri; Syngnathiformes; Syngnathidae. Gene Ontology annotation, cellular component: signal peptidase complex; membrane.
CCGGUUGAGCAGACCCGGAAAUCGAGAAUGUGCGCGUCCCCUGCUUGACGUUGCCUCGCCGCGCAAACACGUUUUCAUGUCAAUUUGGUCCUUAUUAGAAAAGAUAACCCUUUAUUAUUUACCGCAAUGUUAUCGUUUGAUUUUCUCGACGAUGUCCGUCGCAUGAACAAGCGGCAGCUCUAUUACCAAGUGCUCAACUUUGGUAUGAUUGUUUCCUCUGCCUUGAUGAUAUGGAAAGGACUCAUGGUUGUCACCGGCAGUGAGAGUCCUAUUGUUGUCGUACUCAGUGGCAGUAUGGAACCAGCUUUCCACAGAGGAGACCUCCUCUUCCUGACCAACCGGGUUGAGGACCCAAUCAGAGUUGGAGAGAUCGUCGUCUUCAGGAUAGAAGGCAGAGAGAUUCCCAUAGUGCAUAGAGUACUUAAAAUUCACGAAAAGGAAAAUGGCGACAUUAAGUUUUUGACCAAGGGGGACAAUAAUGCUGUGGACGACAGAGGUCUAUAUAAUCCAGGACAACACUGGCUGGAGAAAAAGGACGUGGUGGGACGAGCUAGGGGUUUUGUGCCGUACAUCGGAAUUGUCACCAUCCUCAUGAACGAUUACCCCAAAUUCAAAUACGCCGUUCUCUUCAUGCUGGGUCUCUUUGUGUUGGUCCACCGGGAGUGACCGAGAAAACCUGUCCAACUCAUCCAGCGUUUUCUUUUUCUACCAUUUUUUGUUAGACUGGCGGGGGGUCGGGGAUAAAGCCGAGCUUUACAAAUAUUUUUGUAAGGGAACAAGGCUAGAAUUUGGGAAAUGUGUUCAUAAACGGCAUUUUUUAAAGUGGAUGUAAACCAUGUUUUUUUCUUGUCCAGUCGUUGUCUUUAAAAAGAAGUAUUUUAUGAAAUAUGAACAUUAUUAAAUAUGGACUCUGGUUACCCUCCUUUA